UGGAGUUCAAGGGUCGCCGUAACACUCCAAGAUGGCGGCCACCUUGGCGAGCAGAGGGCUCUCAGGCCUGCUGAGACCUCUGGCCGCGUGGGGACGGGACCGCUUCCUGCACGCGGCCAGAGUCGCGCCGCUGCCCGCGCGCUUCUCCACGCUUGUCCGCGGGCGGACGGACUUCAGCCCGCUCCCGCAGUUCCACGGGGCCGGGCAGCAGACGCUACUGCGCCGCGUCACUCCCCUCAUACCAUCAGUGAAGCUUGAGCCCACUAGAAACCUCACGUCCUGCAGUCUGAAGAAGGGCAAGAGGAAGACGUUGAGGUCUGUGGUGCAGCGGUUUCUCAGGCUGCACUGCGGCCUGUGGGUCAGGAGAAAGGCAGGAUACAAGAAGAAGCUUUGGAAGAAGUCAGCGGCCAGAAAAAAGCGCUUACGAGAGCACGUGUUCUGCAGUAAGACUCAAUGCAAAAAACUAGACAAAAUGACCACAUCCUUUUGGAAAAGAAGAAACUGGUUUCUUAAUGAUCCUUACCAGAAGUACCAUGAUAGGGUUAACCUAUAACCUGUAACCUAUAACCUCUUAGCAUAUUACACCUGUACUGUUAUAUGAAGAAAAUGCUUGUUCGUGACCUACUCUGUUGACAGUGACAACCUCCACGAACAUUUGACCAUUUCUGAAUCUUGCUUUCUGCAACUGUAACUGGGGAAAAAAGAAAAAAAAUUAAAACAAAGGCAUGUGCAUCCAUCAUGGACAGAGUCAAUAAAAUAUAUUAAUAAAGUAAAUUCAUAAAAUUCA
Molecule: messenger RNA, 787 nt
Organism: Electrophorus electricus (electric eel)
Lineage: Eukaryota; Metazoa; Chordata; Actinopteri; Gymnotiformes; Gymnotidae
Gene: mrpl35
Product: mitochondrial ribosomal protein L35
Biological process (GO): translation
Cellular component (GO): mitochondrion; ribosome
Molecular function (GO): structural constituent of ribosome
Source: RefSeq, a predicted model, not a curated record